This is a messenger RNA of Culicoides brevitarsis, 573 nucleotides long. RefSeq names its product nuclear envelope phosphatase-regulatory subunit 1 homolog. The coding region runs from base 134 to 511 and encodes 125 amino acids. The transcript is spliced from 3 exons. The record is from RefSeq and is a predicted model, not a curated record. NCBI's taxonomy places the organism in Eukaryota, Metazoa, Arthropoda, Insecta, Diptera, Ceratopogonidae. Gene Ontology annotation, cellular component: Nem1-Spo7 phosphatase complex; cytoplasm.
GAUUGAGGUUCGCACGAAGACAGUACCGAUGUAAACAAACGAUUUUUCACGACGACUUCGGAAAAUGUAAAAGAAAAUCCCACGAAAAUAGCUCAAAAUUUUAACUUUUUAGACGAAAACCGCAUUUUCCAACAUGUCGCUCGAACAAACAGCAUGCGAAGACCUCAAAGCAUUCGAGAGACGUUUAACGGAAGUGAUUGCUUGUUUGCAGCCCUCCACGCUGCGUUUUAGAAUAAUUUUAGUGACAGCAGCAAUUUCCAUUUCAAUUGGAGCCUGGUACUGGUUAACAGACCCGAAAACUAGUGUCGUCCCGUUGUUCGAUAGUCUCUUGUUGCAUCCACUGUUCGCCCUUUCCUCGAUGAUUCUGAUAAUUUUGUUCUGUUUUGGGAUCCAUAAAAAAGUCAUUGCACCACAAAUCAUCACAUCACGUACGCGCUCCGUGUUAUCCGACUUUAACUUGUCCAUCGAUGACUCUGGGAAGCUAAUUCUGAAACAAAGGCCGACGAAUUGAAAUUAAUUGACAUCAAUUAUGAACGUUUUUUUAAUUAAAUAAAUUCAAAAAAAAGUAGAAAA